GUCGCCGACCACUCCUUUAAAUAUCCCCAUUCCUUCCACUUUCCUCUCAUACUUUCACACGCUAAUACUUUCUCAUUACACAAAUUAAAAAAUAGUCAAUAAUUUAAUAUGAAUAAACAUCACAUUCUUCAGGAAGAUCAUCAAAAUUCUUCUGGCAGUUCUUUAGCCAUGAGUUCCUCUUUUGGAACAACUACUCCAGAAAGACUUUCUUCUUUUUCUCAAGAGUCUGAAUCUGCUGCUAGCACUCUUCAGAGUCCAUCUUCUUCAGAUUACUCACCCAGAAUUACUCCAAGUCAUGAUGAUUCAGCUGUAAUUAUUCAGAAGAGGAAAUUUGGGAAGAAGGCAAAAAGUUAUGCAUAUAGAAUUCGUGAGCAUGUGAAAUUGGGUUCGAAGUUUUCAGAAACGGUGAAGGGGAAAUUGACGAUAGUGAAAGAAGGAGGGAGAAGAAAUAUAUUCAGGCAUAUGUUUCAUGUGAAUGAUGGCGAGAUAUUGCUUAAGGCAUCGCAGUGCUAUUUGUACACAACAGCAGGUCCAAUUGCUGGGAUUUUAUUCAUAUCAACUCAUAAAAUUGCUUUCUGCAGUGAAAGACCCAUCUCUGUUCCGUUUCCCUCUGGAGGAAUUCUCAGAACACCUUACAAGGUGGUUAUUCCAGUGACGAAAAUUAAAAGAGCUCUUCCGAGUGUAAACGAGAACAAGCCAUCUCAAAAGUACAUAGAAAUAGUAACUGAAGAUGAUUUUGAGUUUUGGUUUAUGGGUUUUGUACGAUAUGAAAAAGCUUUCUUGAAUUUACAAAGAGCUAUUUCGAUGUCAAAUUAAAUGUUUUAGACAUAUAAUGUUUAGGAUUUUAAAGAGUCAUUGUUAGUAUCUAAGUUUUUUCUUUUCCUUUUUAAAUUUUUUGUUGAAUUGGCGGCAUUUUAGGACUGGUUAUUCUUUGUUCUUUUCUGUGGAUGAUCAUAAUUUCAACUAUUUUGGCUAUAGGGAUAUGGAUUUUAUGUUCAAGUGUAAUUAUCUAUGGUUAUUUGAGGUACUUUCCCUGAAAA
Messenger RNA from Solanum pennellii, 1040 nucleotides. Its product is annotated as putative GEM-like protein 8. The coding region runs from base 109 to 816 and encodes 235 amino acids. NCBI's taxonomy places the organism in Eukaryota, Viridiplantae, Streptophyta, Magnoliopsida, Solanales, Solanaceae. The transcript has 4 exons. The record is from RefSeq and is a predicted model, not a curated record.